Molecule: messenger RNA, 1878 nt
Organism: Lepus europaeus (European hare)
Lineage: Eukaryota; Metazoa; Chordata; Mammalia; Lagomorpha; Leporidae
Product: vacuolar protein sorting-associated protein 41 homolog
Exons: 1
Biological process (GO): macroautophagy; cellular response to starvation; vesicle-mediated transport
Cellular component (GO): late endosome; HOPS complex
Molecular function (GO): protein binding
Source: RefSeq, a predicted model, not a curated record
AUGGUGGAAGCAGAGGAGCAGGAAGAAGAGAGUGAAGAGGAGCCCAAACUGAAGUAUGAAAGGCUUUCCAAUGGAGUCACUGAAAUUCUUCAGAAGGGUGCAGCGAGCUGCAUGACAGUCCAUGACAAGUUUCUGGCACUGGGCACACAUUAUGGCAAGGUUUACUUACUUGACGUCCAAGGAAACAUCACUCAGAAGUUUGAUGUAAGUCCUGUGAAGAUUAAUCAAAUUAGCCUGGAUGAAAGUGGAGAACACAUGGGUGUGUGUUCAGAGGAUGGCAAGGUGCAGGUAUUUGGACUAUAUUCUGGAGAAGAAUUUCAUGACACUUUUGACUGUCCCAUUAAAAUCAUUGCUGUGCACCCACAUUUUGUGAGAUCCAGUUGCAAGCAGUUUGUAACCGGAGGGAAAAAGUUGCUGCUAUUUGAAUGGUCAUGGAUGAACAGAUGGAAGUCUUCCAUUCUGCAUGAAGGGGAAGGGAACAUAAGGAAUGUGAAGGGGAGAGGCCAUCUCAUUGCUUGGGCCAAUAACAUAGGUGUGAAGAUUUUUGACAUCAGCUCAAAGCAAAGAAUCACCAACGUGCCCCGGGAUGACAUAAGUCUCCGGCCAGACAUGUACCCCUGCAGCCUGUGCUGGAAGGACAGCGUGACCCUGAUUAUCGGCUGGGGCACUUCCGUCAAGAUAUGCUCAAUGAAGGAACAGCAUGCCAGUGAAAUGAGGGAUUUGCCAAGCCGCUAUGUUGAAAUAGUGUCUCAGUUUGAAAUGGAGUUCUACAUCAGUGGACUGGCACCUCUCUGUGAUCAGCUUGUUGUACUUUCCUACGUAAAGGAGGUUUCAGAAAAAUCGGACAGAGAAUACUGUGCCCAGCCUACACUGGACAUCAUCCAGCCACUUUCCGAGACAUGCGAGGAGAUCUCUUCGGAUGCGCUGACGGUCCAAGGCUUUCAAGAGAAUCAGUGUAGAGAUUAUCAUUUAGAAUCCUUGGAAGGGGAAUCACUCUUUUACAUCGUGAGUCCGAGAGAUGUCGUUGUGGCCAAGGAAUGAGACCAAGAAGUCCACAUCGAUUGGCUCCUUGAAAAGAAGAAAUAUGAUGAAGCUUUGAUGGCAGCUGAAAUUAGCCAAAAGAACAUUAAAAGACAUAAGGUUCUGGAUAUUGGCUUGGCCUAUAUAAAUCACCUGGUGGAGAAAGGAGAAUAUGACACAGCAGCACGCAAAUGCCAGAAGAUUCUUGGAAAAAAUGCAACACUUUGGAAAUAUGAAGUUUAUAAAUUUAAAGAAAUUGGACAGCUUAAGGCUAUCAGUCCUUAUUUGCCAAGAGGGGAUCCUGUUCUGAAGCCACUUAUCUACGAAAUGAUCUUACACGAAUUCUUGGAAAGUGAUUAUGAAGGUUUUGCCACAUUGAUCCAAGAAUGGCCUGGAGAUCUGUAUAACAAUUCGGUAAUAGUUCAAGCAGUCCGGGACCACCUGAAGAAAGAUAGUCAGAACAAGACUUUACUUAAAACCCUGGCCGAACUGUACACCUAUGACAAAAACUAUGGCAAUACUCUGGAAAUAUACCAUACAUUAAAGCAUAAAGAUGCCUUCCAGUUGAUCCACAAGCAUAAUCUUUUCAGUUCUAUCAAGGAUAAAAUUGUUUUAUUAAUGGAUUUUGAUUCAGAGAAAGCUGUUGAUAUGCUUUUGGACAAUGAAGACAAAAUUUCAAUUAAAAAGGUAGUAGAAGAACUGGAAGACCGGCCAGAACUGCAGCAUGUGUAUUUGCAUAAGCUUUUCAAGAGGGACCAUCAUAAGGGGCAGUGUUACCACGAGAAACAGAUCAGCCUUUAUGCUGAGUAUGACUGACCAAACUUACUGCCCUUCCUCCGAGACAGUACCCACUGCCCA